CUGGCAACGCGACCGUGUGUCCUGUUGUUCUUUCUUUGUCAGAUCGUUGCAACACAACUCUUCUCUCCUUCACGUCAAUCACCAAAUCAAUACCUGGUUGCGCGAUUGAUUACGAGCCAACAAUGCAGAUCGGCGCCGCUCGCGAACUUCACGACCUUGUGUGCCAGACACGUGUGUCGACUGCUCCUUCCAUUGCCAAUUGGCUGCAGCAUCAAUUACAAUUGAACAAACGGUCUCUACUCGAUCUGUUGGACGACCUCCCGAAAAAUGCGCAGGACCGUAAAACGCUUCAAGAAGGUCGUGCCAACAUCAAUAACACGAUACACAAGGUCAACGACGAAUUUAUAAAAGAAGCAUUGUUUGUAUCAGAUCAACUCGGUUUGAACGAACACGUUGCAGCAAGCUUGCUACUAGCUGGUGUCGCAGCUGCUCCUCGCACAAACAGUACAACGAUCGAUGCCGCCAUUACAGCCUACCAUGUGGAACGAGGCUAUUUAUUAGCGUGCCUUGACAUCAUAUUAAAGUCGGCAAAGGAUGCGUCGGUUAGACAAGAUAUUCGACUGGUAUUUCGACAGUUCGCAGCCGAACUUGUACGCGAACGCGUCUCUGCUGAAGGAGCUAUGGGCACGUUUCCUACGAAACUUGUAAAAACAUUAAAAAAGGUCACCGCAACACAUAACACUUUGACAACCACAGGAUCGAUCCCGCAACAGCAGCAACAGCAACAACCUCAACCACAGCUACAGCAACAACACCAACCUUUCCAGUUAAACCAGCAACAGCAACAACAGCAACCACAGACGCCACAGCCAAGUAAAGAGCAGCAGGGUACAACAGUGUCGUCAGGACGGCUGGGAGAGCAAAUCACCAGUUUCCGGCUAGAGCGUUUGAUGGAUGAGCGGCUUGGUGUUGCCCAGAUUCUAUAUCACAUCACAUCCUUGUUUUGGCUGGAACCCGAUGAUGUGCUGCUACUCAACGACACACUACAACUUUCUGAACUGUCGGAUAUCGCCAUUCCUUACAUGUUGCUUGCCUUGGUCGCCGCACUGUCUGCCACAAACCAUACCGACAGCGAUCCUCCAGCACUCUACAACAAUGUCGAUUUCAUGAGAAAGUUUCACGACCGCAUGCUCAAGAAAUCAUGGAAGGUGCCGGCCGUCAAAGCAGUAGCAAUGGUACAGUGGAUUUUGUUCCAGUACAACGCGGUGCAGAUGGACCGGACUAUCGAGCAAAGGUUACCGGACAAGUUGGACAACCUCGACAAGCUCAUCUACGAAGCAAUCACAAGCAAGGCAUUCGAGUUUAUGAACGAAUACAUGUUAUACUUCCAGCAGAAGAACGCAAGCAUCGACACGGAUCGCGGACUCUUCAAGCUGUCCCUGUAUGACGACAAGGAUGUCACGACCGUUGAUCCCAGCGACUUUACAAAGUUCAACGCCGACAUUCGACUCGAUUUCCAAAUGUUUGUUGUUCAUGAAUUGGAGCAACUCACAAGCGAUUUUAUCCUGCACCUGCAACAUAUCCUGCGCAAACUCAAGUACAGGGAGGAAGACACGGGUAUGCCUGUACAGCAGACGCCGAUAUCGUCAAGAAGUGCUAUCACCACUGGCGAGGACGACAGCAACAAAUGCCGCGAUCUGGAGAGAUUCAUGGAUCUUCUGGCGAGCAUCUACCGUGGACGGAUCAACGCUGGAUGGCAGUUUUGGUUACGGUCUGACAGCCAUCUCGCGUCAUUUUUGAAGUGGUUGGUGGAGGUUCGACAGUCUGGCACUGUUCGUGCAACAUACAAUUUCCUGGCUUCGAUUUCCAUGGGCGAUGUCUGUGCACCGCGCGCAUUCCAGGAACUUAGCUCGGGUACCAAUCGCACCGACCUUAGCUCAAGCAGCCUGUUUUCAUGGGGAAAGCUCUUUGCUGCCCUCCAAUACUAUGCUCCGCUCUUGAGCAAGCCCGGCGAAGAAGUUCCUCCUGCACUGCCUGACAACGAAGAGGAAUUACUUGUCACGUUCUUACUGUUGCUGCAGCAAGUUGUACAGUACUCGACCGACGCACGACAGACUCUUUGGAUCGACUCACUUUUACGCGCACCUGAUUCCAUCGUCGGCAUGUUGAGCAGCCGCACAUCAUUCGGACUACGAGCUGCACUCUAUGGCGUUCUAGCUGCAUUCUGCUCGCCCUGGGGUGGAGGUGUUAUCAACUCACUCGGACGGACGAUUUCAGAACAAAUGUGGGACAUCCUGGAAAAUAGCGAAUUCUUUGUCACGAAGCGCCAACUGAGCAACCAACAACAACAACAACAGCAGCAGCAGGACGGCUUCUUGCAAAGUAAGAAUCAACCCAAGUCGACGCAGUAUCUGCCAGGAAAGCAGCCCAGUUUCCUGCGUGAAUUGGCACUCGAGCGUGCAAGCAAGGACUACAAGGAAACACUCGCAGUGGUUAAGCUACUGGGAUCUGCCAUCCACACUAUAUCGCGACGCGAGGAGCUUAUUGGCGGGUUUCAACCCAUUAUCUCAUCUGUACCAUGGACCCUGGGCAAGAACAACCGAACUCCCGGUGCCGAACCCUACGUCUCCUUGGUGAUUGACGACAUCUUCGUUGCCCUGGAUUCUCAAGAAUAUCUGUAUCCUGGUGCCAAGUGGGAGCUAGCCGAGGCCUGUCUCAAGGUGUUUGAAAACAGCAUCCUUUCAUUUGAUCUACGACAGCUUCGACAGGUUCUCGCUGUGUCCAGCCGUAAAGCACAGAGCCAAGCAGCCAGCUACAGCCUCGCGCUCCUAGGUCAUCACAGUGUUGGACAAUCCGCAGCUGAUAUGCUUGAACCAUUGCUGCUCAUGUAUUUGGGUCAUCCUGGUUUCACAGUGAUCGUACGUUUGCUGUCUGGACACGCAUUUGCGAACGCCAUUUUCAAGAUCAUCCAAGAAGGCUAUAAUGGUAUUGUCACGAAAAAGGAAAAAUCGCCGUUCUUUGUGCAGUGUGUGGCUAGCAGCUUGCGCAUCAUCAACCGCGUACUGGAGCUUCAAGAUAGCUUCUGCAACCUCUUAAUACCCAAUAUCACUGGCCUAUCCAGCAGAAUGUCCUCUUCACAGUUCAAGCUCGGUGGUCAUUUGUUCCCGCCUCUCCCGUCACUGGCGCCGUUCGGUCAACUGAUGCUCGUCAAUGCAAAUGCCAUUGUACAGGUCGCGCAGCUCGUCAACUGUGAGGAUCAAGAAGAAAUUUGCUAUCUGAGCACCAAGAUUCUGCAAGCCUUGUCAUUGGAACCUCAUGAUAGCAAUAUCGCAUCAAGCAAUAGCGGUAUCCAGGCGGCUAUGGGUGGUAUCGGUGUUAAAUUGACCAACGUACUUCGUGGAUGCAAGGACGAGUCUCUCAUCUUGUAUGGAUUCAGUGAGCGCUUGGGUAUUGACGAUGCAGAAGUAACAACGGCCGAGGACUACGAAUACGAUAUCAACAAUAUCCCGUUCUGGAUGGCAGAAAAGACGCUGGCGAACAAGUAUGCAUUCGAGACCGAUUUCCGACCAACCCUGUCGUCGUCAGUGCGUCUUGCCAUCGUUGACUUGCUGCUAAAGAACUCUGCCCUGGAAAAGCCAUCGCCCACACUCGCGAACUUUUUGCUCGGCUACACCGGUCCUGCAUGGCAAUCCAGCAACAGCUUGCAGGGCUUAUACAAUGACGAGUCCGUGCGCAUUUGUUUGCAUACCAUUCUGGAUAUGAUGAACCGGGGCAUUACAGACGAUAGCGACCAGGAGGACAAGCCGCUGAUUGCAACGCAUCCAGUUCUGGCAGAAAAAUGCUAUAAACUCAUCUAUCUGCUUUGUGCCAAGGUAUCCACGUCGUCGGUCACCAUGCGCUAUCUUCAAGACAAGGAUGAUUUCUUCUACAACCAUCUGCGAGCUUUGCCAGCGCGCUUCGAGAGCUAUUCCGAUGCCUACAGCCCCGUGUUCCCCGGUAAUAUGGCUUGCACGGACAAUACUGUUUUUGAAGCGGAUUUCUUUGUUGUAUUGUCGCAGCUGCAUCAGCGCGCCUGGCUGUUGAAGACGAUCGCUCUAGAGCUCCACGUUCUGGCAGGCAGCGGUCAAAAGAGCAACGUACGACGGAUUUUGGACGUUUUGUACGGUACAGCACGAAUCAACAACAAUAACGACGGCACGAUGGACGUGGAUAAUGAGCUCAUGUUCAACUCUCGUCGCUUUGAACAGCCACUUGUCAAGAUGCUCGAGAUUGUCAGCUCGUUGGACUUCGGUUGGGAAGACUCACUGAAAACAAUCAAAGACGAGGAGCUCCAGUUCUUUGCCGGAUUUGAUCCUAGUGUCUUUAUCAUUGAAAACGAGCGUGAUUGUGCCGUGUACGACAUCCGAGCCGUGUAUCAGAUUCUGCGUCAAGACCAAGCAAACAAGCGACAGGCUGGCAUGCUUGCAAACGACGAAGACAAUAUCGCGUUGGAGAAGGAAAUGGGACGGAUACUUGAAGCCUUGGUGGCCGACAACCACAAGCGCGAAAUCGCCAACGGUAAAGUUCACUGUUUGCGUGCCUGGAAGCAGGUCGUUCAAGUGACCUUAUCCGAGUGCUUUGACAAUUUCCCAUUCGAAACCCGUGAAAAGAUUAUAUAUGAUCUGUUGUCGGCCUUGUUACCCAAGAUGAAGAAGGCUGCUGGAGCAGACGUGCAUUUCCUCAAGGGAUUCAGCGAGGUAAUCCUGACACUGUUGACCCGCCUACGCGAGGACAAGCUUCGCCAAGAGGUUCUUGCAGCAAACCCUACGGCCAGCGUUGAAUCCACACGACUUCCUGACGAGAAACUGCGGUUCAUUUUCAACGGUAUUCUGGCGUGCACUCAAGAGGAAGGCACAACGAUUGCAGUACGAGGUGACAUGUACACUGCUCUUGUUAACUUUUUACGCUAUGUGGAUCACAGCAAGAACGAAUUUGGAGCAACCAUCCAAAAGCGACCCUACAGCGACAUCCAAAAACAGUUUAUUGACACGAUUUCUGUCAACGAUAAGUUCUUGGAUAUGCUUUGCACCGAUGCCACCGAUGGACUGAGUAUAUGGAAAACGACGGCCUAUGUUGCUGUGGACGCCCUUUAUGUCUUGUCAAGCCAGAUGCGUAACGAUGCUAUCUUGUCGUUCUUUGUCAAAAAGAACUUUUUACGCUACAGCAUUGAUAUGCUUCGACGUGAAGACGUUAAAUUGCUCAACUUUUUGGAGCAGCCUGAUGUGCCUAGAGAUGACAUUUAUAUUUAUGAGACCAAAAUGUCACUUUUCCUGCGGCUUGCUUUGUCCAAGGAAGGCUCCAAAUUGCUGGUUGAGAACCGGAUCAUCGAAGUGUUGAACCAUUGUCAGUUCAUCAAUGCACGACCUGAACAAAACCUUUUGCGUGCCGGUCGGGCCUAUGUGGAAUCAGACUUCAAUAACCGCUACGAACAAUUGCUGAUGCCAGUCCUCAAGCUUAUUUCCGCACUGUUGUGCACAUUGGGCCACGUUAACGUUAUCGAUAAGGUCGAAACAUGGACACGAAAGCAGCAAGAGGCAUUGUUGUAUAUUUUGACUGAUAACCAACAAGUAACCAUCUCAUCGCUUACGCAGCUCAAGCUUGUCACUUCGAUCCUCUAUCACUUGAGCUGUCGACAAGGAUUCUUCGAUGACUUGGUUACUCGAGGAUUGAACCAACUUCAUACUGCCAUGAUCCACUUGAUUGCCAAAUAUUUAAUCCCGCAAAAGCUGGCGUCGCAGGUGGUCCCAGUGACCGAAGAAGAAAUAAACUUGGCCGAAAAACAGGUCUUUGUAUGUAGCCAACGGAGGUCAAUCUGCAUUAUCAGCAAAGGCGGAGGAGCUUGUAUUUUCGAUACAAAUGAAUUUGGCAGCAUACGCUCAAAACGCAGCAUUUAUCUCUGACGAACGAGGCAACAAUGUCUUCAAACCUGUUUUCAGCAACACGCUGACCUCCGCAACCGAUAGUGGUGCUCUGUCAUUACGUCAUGUUUCCUUGAAAACGCCAUCGUUAUCGACGCUUGCUGCAUGCAUACGUCAAACUGUACAGACGUUGCACAACAGUGUAAAUGAGCACAACUUAUUACUGUCGCAAGAAAGAAAUGUUGCGUC
Molecule: messenger RNA, 6086 nt
Organism: Zychaea mexicana
Lineage: Eukaryota; Fungi; Mucoromycota; Mucoromycetes; Mucorales; Lichtheimiaceae
Product: nucleoporin Nup186/Nup192/Nup205
Exons: 7
Coding region: 123-5879 (1918 amino acids)
Biological process (GO): nuclear pore organization
Cellular component (GO): nuclear pore; nuclear pore inner ring
Molecular function (GO): structural constituent of nuclear pore
Source: RefSeq, a predicted model, not a curated record